CAUUGUCGUUGUUGAAAUUCAGUAAACAAAAAACGAUAAAACAGCAUGUUGGUUGUUCAUUUUUUCUAGUCCGGCACAGUAUUGUAAAAACCUUAAACCAUAAAAACUUUUUCACGAAUUUUUCUAGUUCAUAAGUAAUGAUUCAACAAUAGCUUGUUAGAGGAGGCACAAAUAAAACCAAAGAUUCCAUUGAACAAUCGAACAUGAAACUGUUGUCGAGUAUUUUCCUGGCAGCCGCGGUGCGGUAUUUGCUGAUGCAUUCCGACUAUGCGCUCACCAUUCAGAACCGUGUUGAGGUAGCCACUCCGGUCAACUCGUGGAAGCGUGCUCUGGAAGGUGCCUACCUCUACGCCAAUGGAACCAAUCCUUACGAUGGGGAUUUGUAUCACCAGAAUCCGUACGUGCUGGUUGCUGUCUGGUAUUUGCUUCAAAAGGCAGCUACGCUGGUGUCGGCAGUUUUCAUCCAGCUGGAAAUUGGAACCAUCUUGAUGCUGAAGACGGCAGCUUCUGUUCUGAUUAAGGAAAUGUACAUCCAUCAACAGAAGGAAAAGAAACAUUUUGCCAAAUGGACAAAAGAAUUGCAGAUUUCCGCUCAAGAUUUGCAGAACAUUCCGUACUACGUAGCUUUGGCUUACGCGUUCAAUCCGUACACGAUUCUCAACUGUGUAGGUCAAACAACGACGGUUUUGAGCAACUUUCUGUUGGCUAGCUUUAUGUUGGGGAUGGCCUUCCGUUGGAGGACGUUGUCCUGCCUGGCGUUGGCCCUGGAGACGCAAAUCAACAUUUAUCCCUGCGUGUUAAUCAUUCCAGCAGCGCUUUACAUUGCCCAACGCGACAAAAGUAAACUGUCGAGUAUCGUAGGUACUUGCGCAAUAUUUGUAACGAUGUUCCUGGGGUUGAACUACGGAUCUUUUGCUCUGAUGGGCGAUUGGAGUUUCGUGGAUGCUACUUAUGGAUUUAUAUUCAACUGCCGCGAUCUUCAACCGAACAUCGGUUUGUUUUGGUACUUUUUCACCGAAAUGUUUGAUCACUUCCGAACGUUGUUCCUAUAUACAUUCCAAAUUAAUGCAUUGCUAUUGUACUUGUUUCCGCUAACGUUCAAACUACACAAGGAACCAGUAAUGCUUCUUACUAUGCUACUAGCCCUAGGGGUAGUGUUUCGACCCUAUCCUUGCGUUGGAGACGUCAGCAUGUAUCUGGCUCUGCUUCCAUUGUGGAAAUCAAUUUCAAAGUUCAUGGGUCACAAUUUCAUAGUCGGGGCAACCAUGCUGGUGACGAGCAUCCUCGGGCCCACCGUUUGGUACCUCUGGAUCUAUUCCAACUCGGCCAAUGCCAAUUUCUACUUCGGCAUGACGUUGGUCUUCUGUACGGCUCAGAUUUUCAUGAUCACCGAUCUAUUCUUUGCCUACAUCAAGCGAGAGUUCUGUCUGCGCAACGGCAUGCACAUCACCAUCGACGGGAAGGAAGCUCGGAUUGCGCUGGAGGCUUAAAUUCUCCGUAUGAAG
This is a messenger RNA of Uranotaenia lowii, 1505 nucleotides long. It is a transcript of the gene PIG-U, whose product is annotated as phosphatidylinositol glycan anchor biosynthesis class U protein. NCBI's taxonomy places the organism in Eukaryota, Metazoa, Arthropoda, Insecta, Diptera, Culicidae. The transcript has 5 exons. Gene Ontology annotation, biological process: protein localization to cell surface; attachment of GPI anchor to protein. Bases 204 to 1490 code for a protein of 428 amino acids. Gene Ontology annotation, cellular component: membrane; GPI-anchor transamidase complex. The record is from RefSeq and is a predicted model, not a curated record.